Messenger RNA from Gigantopelta aegis, 2207 nucleotides. Its product is annotated as toll-like receptor 4. The record is from RefSeq and is a predicted model, not a curated record. Bases 1 to 2118 code for a protein of 705 amino acids. NCBI's taxonomy places the organism in Eukaryota, Metazoa, Mollusca, Gastropoda, Neomphalida, Peltospiridae. Gene Ontology annotation, cellular component: membrane. The transcript has a single exon. Gene Ontology annotation, molecular function: transmembrane signaling receptor activity; protein binding. Gene Ontology annotation, biological process: toll-like receptor signaling pathway; inflammatory response; immune response.
AUGGAGAUGAACAAGGUCGUGUUGUUCUUGUGUGUUGUUUUUCAUUAUUGUGUGACGAGUAUCAUCAGGGCUGCACCCUCCACCAGGUACCACUGUGGUGGAUUAUGUAGGUGCGAGGCGGCCAGCAGAUCUGCCCUGUGUGAUGGACACGGGGAGAACACCCUCCGACAUGGUGUUCCUCGGCUGCCUUCGUUCAUACAAAACCUGACUCUCAAAAGUUUCAACAUUCAAAUCAUAACAAAAGAAACAUUUGUUCGCGUAAAAACGUUAAACCUGACUGUACUGAAAAUCACCAACUCUACAAUAGUCGACAUAGAGGAGGACGCGUUUUCCGUGUUUAGUCACUGUAGAAACCUCAGUCUGGUCAUUGGCCAUAACGUCAUAGCAGAGACGGUAACAUCCAAAGCUUUGAAAGGACUUCGAGCUCUUUCGUUGGAUUAUCUGGAUUUGCGUCAUUUGAAUAUCAGUGAUACAGACGAUACGUUUUUCGAUACGCUGAGUGGAACGUCCGUGCGACACAUAUGUGUUUCGAAGAAUUAUCUCACCAAAUACAACCACAGUAAGUUCGUAAACGUUUCUAAUCUCUUUUACCUGGACUUGUCUGGAAAUGAUAUUAACGUAACGAUGCUGACUUAUUCUUACGUUUUGAGAACGCUACAGCUGAGUUACAAUCGAAUUACUCAGUUUCCCAUUCUGUGUCAAGGGAAUCAAUCAAUUUUUCCUAAUUUAGAUCGCCUAAUGUUGGAUCAUAACUAUAUCCAGAACAUUCAGUCAAAGCAAUUCAACUGCUUAACAAAGUUACGACAGUUUGAUCUUAGCAGAAAUUACUUCGCAACAAUUGGAACAAAUAUGUUCGCUUAUUUGCCGAACUUGGAGUCUUUGCGACUAAGGAAUAUGUUCUAUGGCAUAGUUUUAGUACACAGGUACGCUUUCAACAACAGCCACCUGAAGGAGCUCAUCCUCAGAGAUAACCGCAUCGAGAUCCUUCACUCUCUGGACAAGGACAGCUUUUCAGGGUGUCACCGCCUGGAAGGGCUCGAUUUGUCCUACAACCAAGUCACCAAGCUUCCGAAGAGAGACAAGUUCAUGGAGAGACUUAUAGGACACCUCCACAGUCUGCGCUUUCUUUCGCUGGGCAGUUCGAAUCUGUUUGAAAUCCCAAGGAUCGUGAUGAACCUCACCAAUUUAGAAGUCCUAGAGCUCUACACGAAUUACAUAUCCAAGCUACCGGAUGGGUUUUUCAGUCGCAUGCCCAAACUGAAGAUGAUGUAUAUUUCCACCAAUUCCUUUUCCACGCUCAAGGAGUCAGACUUCCCUUCGAAUCUAUAUGAUCGUGUCGAGCUAAUCGACUUUAGUGGCAAUCCCUUUGUUUGCGACUGUAAUCUGCUUUGGUUUGUCGAAUGGCUCAGAAGGGAGCCUGCAAGAUUUGGCCAUAUUGACAAAUAUACGUGUACAAACUCGGAUGGAUCCACGGAAAGUAAAUUGUUAACAGACGCGAAUAUUUCUCUUAAGGCCUGUCUGGUCUCUGUUGAAACAGCGAUGUCCAUCGUUAUCUUGUCAAUAUUUGUUAUAAUCCUUCUGAUGACGUCAUCGCUCGUUUACAAAUGGCGCUGGAUGAUAAAAUAUUACAUCUACAUGUUGCGGUACAAAAAUAGUUCCAGCGAUCAAACUGAUCAUGACUACAUGUUUGAUGCCUAUGUUAUAUACUGCGCGGAAAACAGAAAAUGGGUUUUGGAAGAAGCUAUUCCAAAUCUUGAAAGGUCUGGCGUAUGUCUCUGCAUUCACGAGCGCGACUUCAUGCCGGGGGCCCUGAUCGUGAAUAACAUCGUGGACAGUUUGAGACGGAGCAGGACGGUGAUGCUGGUGCUGUCUAACGAUUUCGCCAAAAGUCAUUGGUGCCAGUUCGAGAUGUGUCUGUGUCAGACGUACCUCUUGGAGAACGGGCGCGGUCUGCUCCUCGCCGUGCUACUGGAGGAGAUCAAAUCGUGCCACGUCACCAAGUCCAUGUACGCCGUGUUGAAAACCACCACCUACUGCACGUGGCCAGGGGAAGACGAGGAAGCGAAAAGUUUGUUUUGGGAGAGGAUGCGAAAGUCUCUCGUUUCUACAUCAAGAUAGGGUUUUUUAAUGACACCACUAGAGCAGACUGAAUGGAAGGAAGGAAGGAAAUGUUUUAUUUAACGACGCACUCAGCACAUUUUUAUUUA